AUGGUACCACACUACCUCUUAAUAUUAACCCUGGCCGUCGCCGCCAGCGCAAGAACGGCAUCCACCAACAAAAACACAAUCGAGGAGGCCAGGAGUUCAGAAGACACCGUUCUCGGUGAUCUGAGAGUUGCGUACGAAACGUACAGAGAGUGCAGCGGCAGUGAUCUCUCGAGCUGCCUCAAAAGGAAGCUAGCGAAGGCCAUCAAUAAGGUUUCGGAAAGCGACGAAGUAACGUUACUCGGUGGAGUGACAAUCACUAAAGAUAAGGAUGCGAAGAUCAACGACGUGGAAGUUGAGGAGGCGAUUCCGAGAGGUCUUGAUGAGAGCUCGCUGGACAACCUUAUCUUGGACAAGAUCAUUGGAUUCAUGCAGACUCAUACAGUCCAGGUCAAAUUCCCGAGCAGCACGGACCUGCAGAGCGCCGAAGGCCGCAGCAGGAGGAAGAAGCUCGCUCCACUCCUGGCCAUCCCCCUCCUGAUUGGAGGCAUGCUGGUGCCCCUGGCCUUCGGAGCGUUGGCGCUGCUCGCUGGGAAAGCGUUGAUCGUAUCUAAGCUGGCCCUCGUACUGGCUGGUAUCAUCGGACUCAAGAAGCUGUUGUCCCCGAAUGGCGGCGCCGAGGCGCAUGAGGUAGUGGUCUCGUCAGCUGGCCACGGAGGCGCUGGAUGGAGCAGGUAA
Messenger RNA from Chilo suppressalis (striped riceborer), 675 nucleotides. The record is from the annotation of a GenBank genome assembly. NCBI's taxonomy places the organism in Eukaryota, Metazoa, Arthropoda, Insecta, Lepidoptera, Crambidae.